Molecule: messenger RNA, 2262 nt
Organism: Mya arenaria
Lineage: Eukaryota; Metazoa; Mollusca; Bivalvia; Myida; Myidae
Exons: 2
Coding region: 1-2262 (753 amino acids)
Source: RefSeq, a predicted model, not a curated record
AUGGUUGUUACACCUAAGGUACCAAAGACACUGAAAACAGAAAAAUUGGAGUUUACUCCUAAACAGAAAGUGGCGACAGUGCAGGUACCUAGGCUUAAAAAAGUUGAGGGUAGUAGAGUGAAGUCCACUGUGAAGUUGGUGGAGGUCCCUGAAAAGAAAAGCACACAUUCUGUGGAACGGGCAACCACUUUAAAAGAAACAGAUACCGACAGUGAUACUGAAACAGAUAUGUCACAUAUGGGGGGUUAUCUUAGUAAAUCAGUCCAUUCUAAAUCUAAACAUAAAUCACGUAGAAAUAGACAUCGUAGUAGAUCACAUUCAAAAUCACCUUAUAGAAAACAUAAAAAAUCAAAGAGAUCCCUGUCACGCAAACACAAAAAAUCAAAGCGCUCAAGGUCUAGAAAGAGGCGUGCUCAUAGGCAUUACAGUAGUAGUUCAUCCUCAUCCAGUAGUAGAUCACCAUCAUUAGAUAAAAGGGGGAAGAGAUAUAGCUCUUCAAGUGAGACAGAAGAUUCUGACCAAGGGGUAAGGGGUAAUCCCAGCAAAAUACCCAAGUACUUAACAUAUGACGGUGUGUCAAACUGGACAUCCUUUAAAGUUAAGUUUGACAGUUACAGGCGAGCUAUGAGAUGGACGGAUGAGGAGAGCUUAGAUUAUCUGUCUUGGUGUUUACAGGGAAAGGCACUUGAUCAUUAUUCUUUAAUGGUCCAGAAUGGGCAUAGACUGUCGUUUCGACGGUUAAUGCGCAUGUUAGAUAACCGUUUUGGCACCACAGAGCUGCCAGAAACGGCAAGGGCAAAGUUUGAUCAAGCUUGCCAAAAUGGGUGUGAGGCGUUGGAGGAUUGGGCUGAUCGAGUCCUGAUGUUAGCUACACCAGCAUACAGAGAGUUUAGGCACUUUGUAGUACAAAGGGAAGCUGUGAAGAAGUUCUGUCAGGGGUGUACGGAUAAGGAGGCUGGUAAGUAUGCGUGUUUACGGCACCCAUCAUCUAUGGAGGAGGCAUUGAACUUUAUAAAAGAGUUUCAGUACACAACCUCAGCCAUGGAGAGUGGUCGCCGCAAACGUAGGCCGGAUGAGGUACAGUUCAAUGUGGUUGACGACAGCAGAAAUGCGCACCUUGAAAAAAUGGUUGAGUCUCUGACAGAGCAGCUGACUGAAUUAAAAUCUUCAAAAGGGAAAUUAGUUGCAAAUGCAUAUGAGGUUCAGGGUUUUGUACAUAAUGAAGAGAAAGAUACUGUUUCUUACAGUGAGGAGGUUUGUGAAGUGGGCCUAAAGGACAGCAAAAAGCAGUGCUGUGAUGAAGGGCAUGGUGAGAAAGAAGGUUUUUUACCCCAAAAUAAGUCAGGUUUCUUAUCUGAUAAAGACUCACCUGAAAAGAGAAUGGGAGGAACUAAAGUUCCGGAGCAUUUAAGUCAACUGUUUGAAAAUUCCAGUAAUAAUCUAGAUGAACAGCAAAAAAAUCAGUUGGCCGAUUUGCUCUGUAACUAUGGAGAGGUCUUUGCCAUUAAUGAGUUUGAUUUAGGUAGUUUUUCUACCAUUGAACACACCAUUGAUACUGGGGAUGCUCGCCCAAUCAAGCAAAGAAUGCGUAAAACACCAGCAUGCUUUGUUAAUGAGGAAGAGGCGCAUCUGAAGAAAAUGGUUGACGCAGGGGUAAUCCAAGAGUCAGUCUCUGACUGGGCUUCAGCUCCUGUGUUGAUCCGGAAAAGAGAUGGUUCGGUUCGCUGGUGUGUAGAUUAUCGGGCUCUUAAUGAUGUGACAGUGAAAGACACUUUUCCUCUCCCAUUAGUAGAUGAUUGUCUGGACACAUUAGCAGGUAGUGUAUGGUUUUCGAAACUAGAUGCAAAUUGUGCAUAUUGGCAGGUCAAAAUAAGUGAGGCGGAUAGAAAGAAAACAGCAUUCUUAACUAAGUAUGGUCUGUUUGAGCAUGUGAGAAUGGGGUUUGGUUUGACAAAUGCCCCAGCAACGUUUUCUAGGGUGGUCAAUCUUAUUUUGAGGGGAAUGAAUUGGAAAACGGUGUUAGCCUUUUUGGAUGACAUCUUGGUGUUGGGUAAAAGUUUCGAAGAUCAUAUGCAUAACCUGGCUGAGACAUUAGAGCGGUUUAAGAAGCAGGGGAUGAAGCUUAAGCCGAAAAAAUGUGUAUUGUUUCAGAAGAAAGUGGAGUUCUUGGGUAGAAUUGUAAGUGAAAAUGAGAUCGCCAUGGCAGACCGGGACAUAGAAACAGUUGUAAACUGCCUACUCCAUCUUGCUCAAAAGAUGUAG